AUGUUUGAUCCACAAUUUCGUCUUUCACCCGAUCAAUUGGGUAAUAGUACAACAUCUGAUGAUUCAUUAUCGAAUGGAUUAUGGCCACAAAUGUCAUUUGAUCAUCUUCUUGAACAUCAUGAUAUACCACAAACAAAAUCUUUAUCAAUUAAUGAUACACCUAAUAAUGAUUUUUGGUCAUCAUCAGCACAAUUUAAUGAAUUUUUUAAUAACUAUAACCGACAAUAUCAACAACAAAAUCAACCACUUGAUAUAUCAUCUUUACUUUCAUCAUCGCCACCUCAACAACAACAUCAACAUCAACAGCAACAGCAACAUCAACAGCAACAGCAACAGCAACAGCAACAACAUUUUACAGUACCUCCUUUCGUUGACAAUCAUAUAUUCGAACCACAGCAAGAUAGUCAACCAUUAUUUUUCGGACAAUAUCCACCUGAAACUAAUCAAAUGUCUAUGAGAAGAGAUUCACUUCGUCCUACUCAACAACCACCACCUCAACCCUAUGUUAAUCGUUCUCGACAAACAGCACAUCUUCAACGUCAACAUCAACAACAACAACAACAACAACAGCAUCAUCAUCGUACUCCACCACUUCUUCAAAUACCUAAUGAAGAUCAUUAUCAACAACAACAGCAGCAGCAGCAACAACCACAUACAAUCGGUCCAUCACGUUUCAAACAAAAUCAAGUUCCUGCUUAUGUUGCCUGUUUAAAUCAUGGUAUUAAUUAUAAUGGUGUAUCCGGUCCACCUAUAUUAUUACCCCCAUCAUUUUAA
Molecule: messenger RNA, 774 nt
Organism: Adineta steineri
Lineage: Eukaryota; Metazoa; Rotifera; Eurotatoria; Adinetida; Adinetidae
Source: the annotation of a GenBank genome assembly